Messenger RNA from Penicillium olsonii, 3312 nucleotides. Lineage: Eukaryota; Fungi; Ascomycota; Eurotiomycetes; Eurotiales; Aspergillaceae. The record is from the annotation of a GenBank genome assembly.
AUGGCUAAAGGGAAAGGAAAGCGUUCUUCGGACGCAAAUGAGACUGCCGGAGCUGCUGCUCCAGCGCCUGCUACCGACACAACCGUCAUGCCCGACGAAAGCGCCUUUGCGGGCCUACGACAGAAAAUCGAACAGCGAUUGAAGAACCAGAACCAGAAUUCUGGCAAGGGAAAGAAGGACAACAAGUCCCCUGCGCCUGCGAAGGAAGCCCCCACCAAGAAAGAAAAGCAAUCGCCCGCUAAACCCAGCCGACCCCAAGACUCAGCCCAGGGCAAGAAGCGGGAUCGUAACGGCGAGGUAAUUGCUCGGGAUGAGAAGAAGGGUGGAAAGGACAGGCACGAAAAGUCAAAGGGCUCAAAGAAGAGCAAUGGCGAUGAAACGUUGCGCCAGGAGAUCCUUGCCAUGGGAGGCACAGAGGAAGAUCUUGAUCUUCUUGCCGGUGUCGACUCAGAAUCCGAGGUUGAAGGCGAAGCAGCCCAGGGCGACGAUGAUCUCCGAAAACAGCUUGCAAGCAUGCUCGAGGCGGCUGGCCAAGUUGUGCCCGAAGACCUCGAUGAUGAUGAAGUGGAAGAUCUUGAAGAACAACCCGAAGAGAGUGAAGAUGAGGCCGAGAUCGAGGACAGUGAGGACAACGCGGAGAGCAGUGGCCCGGAAUCGGAUAUUGAAGAGGCACCUACCCCCAAGACCAAAACAGCUGAGCUUGCUGUGCCCAAGGAGUAUGAAAAGCUGAAUGUGCUCCCUCGCUCCGAUUGGUACAAUAUCCCAAUGCCCACCGUUGGAAACACGAAACAAAUGAAUGCGCUGCCCCGUCACCUAAUUGACCGCGUCCAUGAGUUGGCCAACAACCUACUACAGGAAGAAAAUGAGGAUUAUGCGGUAGCCCAAAGAACAUCUGCUUCCUCGUCGCACAAGUUCUACUCGACAAUCAUGACCUCCGGUACCCUGAGUGAUAAGAUUUCAGCCUUGACUUUGAACGUCCAGGAGUCACCUCUUCACAACACCAAGGCACUGGAAACUUUGAUUGGCCUCGGAAAGAAGCGCAGUCGUGCACAGGCGGUCGAGGUCCUGCGAUCCUUGAAGGAUAUGUUUGCUCAGGGUACUCUUUUGCCGAGUGACCGACGACUAAGGGCUUUCGCCAACCAGCCUGGGCUUGUUGCGGCAUUCCAAGGUGCCGGUGGUCGAUGGAACGAGAAAGACCCUCUUCCUGGCGGCUUGCAGAAGAGCCAGCUGAUCGUUUGGGCCUUUGAAAACAUUGUGAAGGAUCAAUUCUUCGAGGUUUUGAAGAUUUUGGAGAUUUGGUGCAAUGACGAAAUCGAAUUUUCCCGAUCUCGGGCCGUCAGUUAUGUUUACGAACUUCUCAAGGAGAAGCCCGAGCAGGAGACCAACCUUUUGCGACUGUUGGUCAACAAGCUCGGUGACCCAGGCAAGAAGAUUGCAUCUCGGGCAUCCUACCUCCUUCUGCAGCUCAUGCAGUCGCACCCUAUGAUGAAGCCCAUUAUCAUCAAGUCGGUGGAAGAGGUGUUGUUCCGCCCUGGGCAGAGUUCGCACACCAAGUACUACGCCAUCAUCACUCUGAACCAAACUAUUUUGAGACAGAAGGAAGAGAAAGUGGCUGCACAGUUGCUGGACAUUUACUUUGGUAUGUUCCUCGUCCUUCUGAAGCCAUCUACCGGUAAGCCAGCGCCCCAAAGCAAACGCGGCAAACCUGGCAAGGGCCAUAAAGGCAAGGGCGACGAUGAGGCGAAGGGACAAGCCCAAGAUGAGGAAAUGCGGGAGAAGUUGAUCUCUGGAGUCUUGACCGGUGUCAACCGCGCAUAUCCCUUUACUGACUCUGACUCCGAACGCAUGUCAAAGCACCUUGACACCCUCUUCCGUAUUACGCACUCGUCAAACUUCAACACCAGCAUCCAAGCCCUUAUGCUUAUUCAACAACUCACAGUGGCCAACAAGGUCUCUGGUGAUCGUUUCUACCGCACUCUGUAUGAAUCUCUGCUCGAUCCGCGUGUUGCUACUUCGUCAAAGCAAUCUCUUUACCUCAACCUUCUCUACAAAUCUUUGAAGAACGAUCUCAACGUCCGACGAGUCAAGGCAUUUGUCAAACGUCUUGUGCAGGUCCUGGGUAUGCACCAGCCGUCGUUCAUUUGCGGUAUCUUCUACAUGAUUCGCGAGCUUGAGAAGACCUUCACGGGUCUUACCGCUCUAGUUGACCAGCCAGAGGAUCUCGAUGACGACGACGAAGAGAUCUUCCGCGAUGUUCCCGACGAGGAUGACGAGCAACCGGAGGAGACCCCAGUUGUCGAAACCAAGCCCAAGCAGACGAACGCAUACGAACCCCGCAAGCGAGACCCUGAACACAGCAACGCUGACAGAAGCUGUCUCUGGGAAUUGCUUCCCUUCACCAACCACUUCCAUCCUUCCGUUUCUCUCAAUGCCACCAACCUGCUCGAGCACAAGCCCAUGAGCGGCAAGCCAGAUCUCACACUGCAUACCCUUACUCACUUCCUCGAUCGCUUUGUUUACCGCACGCCCAAGGCCAGUGCAGGUGCCCGUGGAGGUUCUCUCAUGCAGCCUCUUGCUGGUGGAGACACUGUGGAUCGACUGGUAGAGGCCGGUAAGAAGGCUCAGAACCAGCUGCCGCUGAAUACCGACGCCUUUUGGAAGAAGAAGGCCGAGGAUGUCGCGGCCGAGGAUGUCUUCUUCCACGAAUACUUCACUCGCGUCAACAGGGACAAGGAGAAGUCACGUGGCAAGAAGGACAAGGAGACUGACCCCGCGGACCGUGACGAGGAAGGCCUCAGCGACAACGAGGAUGAGAUUUGGAAGGCGCUUGUCGAUUCCCGCCCCGAGCUGGAAGCCGAUGAGAGUGAUGACGACCUGGACAUGUCCGACUUGGAGUCUGCGUUUGACGACGAAGAGGGCGAGGGCGAAGGCGAUGAGGAGUCCGACGGCGGUGUCAUCUUCAACGAUGAGUCCGACAUUCCUUCUGACGAAGAUGAGGAGAUGGCCGACUUCGGCGAACCCGAAGACGCCGCUCCCGCUCCGACGAAGAAGGCUGCCAAGAAACCCUCCAAGGAAGACGAGGAAGAUUCCGAUGACUUCGACAUGGAUGUCUCAGACGACGAGGCCUUCUACGACAGCGACGAGGAUCUCCCCUCGGAUGUCGAGCUUGGCGGUGCGGCGCUCGCAGAACCCGAGACCCCUGCUCCAGAAGAGUCGAACAGCAAGAAACGUCGCAAGCUCAAGCAGCUGCCUACUUUCGCCUCGGCGGACGAUUAUGCGGCGCUCCUGGCGGACGACGACGACGGAAUGUAA